ACACCCGUCCCCAUAGAGACAGGCUCCUACAAACAGGGCUGCCCGUGCACCGGUAGACCCGUUACUCCUCUGUCCGGAGCGAUGACAGCUCCAAAAUGAAGCCGCCAGUGUUUACGCUUUCAAUUUUCCUCGAAGACGGACGCCCGAAUGGUUCCCACUCAGAUUUUUUAUUAUUGGAUUAACGACCAUCCACUGCCAGCGACAGGCCGGAGAUUUGUAUCGCUGAACAGGGAGGAGUCUCCCGUUAUUUCACCGUUAAACUGGAGGAACCAGGCCCAGCAUGACAACGUUUUAACAUCACACCUGCCCGAAAAGCUGAGGCUGUGAACAGGACGCAAAUGUGCUCGUAGAAACGUUCCAACCAGACACAUCACCAUCCGAUAUUCAUAGAAACCGCUUUAGAGUCGGAAUUAAAAAGGCUCAGGGGAAUAAAGUGACUUGACAGCGAGACAAGGAUGGAUGUGAAUGCUGGCAGGGACAGCACCUGGAGGAGAACAACAGCAGUAGUAGCAGCAGCGGCGGCUGAUGAUGAUGAGGAUGAUGGAGGCGGAGGAGGAGAAGAAGUAGGAGAGAGCAUGGAGGCUCAGGUUGUACAGCUCAAGCUCUAUGACUGCGCCAGGGCCAAAAUAGAAGCAAAUCUCCGCUGGGUGUUUGCCAAAGCCUAUGGCCACGAUGACAUCCCUUCAGAUCUUCGAGAUCCAUUCUAUACCGACCAGUAUGAGCAGGAGCACAUCAAGCCCCACAUCAUCCACCUGCUGCUGUCCGGAGAGCUCUACAACCGUGUGUGUGGACUCAUCCUUCCCGCUGAACAGGCCGCCUACCUCCAAAGCCACCAGUCUGUCAUCCAGGCCCUGUCCAGAAAAGGGAUCUAUGUCCUGGAGACCAACGGCACACCAGUGUCUGACAUAGAUCUCUGCUCGUCUCCCAUUAAAAUGAGUGCCCACAUCCACCUCAUUGAUGCUCUGAUGAUGGCCUACACAGUGGAAAUGAUCAGCAUAGAGAAGGUGGUGUCGUGUGUCAAACGCUUUUCAAACAUCAGUGCCUCCAAAGAGCUUCCUUGCAACCUGGAGGAGGCUAUGAUCCUUUGGAUUAACAAGAUUACCAUAAAAAUGAGGGAGCUAACAGAUAAAGAGUGUAAAAUGAAGCAGCACCUACUGGAGUCACCCAGCCACCACAAGUCUCCCUCCAAAUGGUACUGGAAGCUUGUACCUGUGCGGUAUCGCAGGGAUCAUCUUUCAGGUCGCACUCUUCAGCACUUCCCCUUGGUGGAAGACAUAUUGAAGGAUGUGAGCGACGGCACAGCCCUGCUUGCUGUGAUCCACUUCUAUUGCCCAGAAGUUGUUAAACUUGAAGAUAUCUGCUUAAAGGAAGUUCCCUCCAUAGCAGACAGCAUGUACAACAUCCAGCUGCUGAAGGAGUUUUCUAAUGAGUAUCUGAACAAGUGCUUCUUCCUGAAGCCGGAGGAUCUGCUGUACUCGCCACCUGUGUUGAAGAACAAUGUUAUGGUUUUCAUUGCUGAGCUUUUCUGGUGGUUUGAAAAUGUGAAGCCUGACUUUGUAUGUCCCAGAGACCUUCAGGAUGUCAAAGAUGUGAGAGUGCAGCUGCAGCCCAAAAAUUCUCGGUCCUAUGUACCCGUCUCAAAUGUCACUAAACGAAGCUUCAUGCCUUCAUCAAACUCUCUGGACAUCUUGAACACAACCUCCACAAAUGACCAAAGCGCCACAUCAACCUCUAGUCCAUCUCAUUCAUUACUGCCACUGAGACAGGGACAACAAAAUUUGGUUGAGAAGAGCACUUCAGAUUUGAGAAAAAGGUCAAACUCAAUGGCGCGAACAGAUGGACAAUGCCAGGACUCAAUAGUUGCGUGGCCAGAAAGAAGGACAAGACCUUUGUCCCAACCAGUGCCGUAUGCUGUGCAUUUUGCCAAGGAGGAUGAUGCAGACAGCAACGGCCUCGCUCGCACCAUAAGCAAGGACAGCUUGGCCUCUAACAUCAUGAGCAUAACCCCAAAACACAUGCUGGGGUCCCGUCUGCCUCAGUACCGACUCAGUGGCCAAAGUCUGCUCAGUCACAUGCGCAUAGAAGAUGAAGAGGAGGAAAUCGAGGAGGAGGAACUGGUUUCUGUUAUUCACCCCUCUGGUUUUUCUCGACACCGAAUCGGCAGUGACAUGGAGCAGGAUGAGCUGGAAGCGCAGAAACUAACAUUGUCCGCCAGGGCUUCUGAUAGCUCUCGUGCUUUCUGUCUCGAUGCAAGCCCCUUUGCUCUCGACAGUCAGACAGACUGCUACUAUCUGGAGCCAUUGAUGCCAACUAUCCCUAAGCCAGCCAAGGAGAAGGGUAUAUCACUGAACAAGCAGGAGGAAAGUGGGGAGAGUUGCAGCAGGGCAGUAGCUGUCAAAACAAGAACUGCAAAUAUCCCUUUCUCCUCAAAAAAGAAACUCUGCGCAGAGUCUCCAGGCUUUUUUCUUCACCUGGAUGUCAAACCAGAGAAGACUCCACACACCAGAAUGAUAGAGGCAGGGCAUGACUCUGAUUCAGAUAUUGCAGACCUUGAGGAAGAUGAUGAGGAUGAUCAGAGAGAGCUGGAGAAGACGCUGAGGGGGAACCGUUUAUCCGAGGCCUACAUGGCAGAAUUCGGAGACGGAGAAGUUGAGUCAGCAAAGCUUCGAGAAGACUUGAAGGUAAGUGAGCAUGAGGAUAAAGAAGAUGCAAGCGGAUGUUCAAGUCCUUGUCCCAGCACUGUGUCGUGGGCAAGCAGCUGUAGUGCUUCGGGCAGUGCGGGAAUCAAGAUGACCAGCUUUGCAGAGAGAAAGCUGCUUAAACUUGGCCUUCGUGAUGGAUACUCAAGUACGAGCAGCUCCCAAAAGACUACGCCGGAUGGUUCUGAGAUUCUCUCUCAGUGGCAGGCAAAGGAGCCUAGCACCAUGCUGGGGAAGAAUAUAAUGGCCGGUCCGGUUGUGCCUUCAGAGCUGCUACAACUUCACAUGCAGCUGGAAGAGCAGAGGCGCGCAAUAGAAUAUCAGAAGAAGAAGAUGGAAGCCCUGAAUGCUAAGCAGAGACUAAAGCUUGGGAAAGCUGCAUUUUUAAACAUUGUUAAAAAGGGUGGAGGGAGGAGCGACACACUUCCUUUACCUAUGAAACACUCCCUUGAAUCUCCUGCAUCAACAGCUGCAGAGAGGAGGAAAGCAAAGACCCAAGCUUGUAAAGACGAUUCCUGUCUCGAUUCUCUGAAAAGUCUAACAGACAGGUGGACGACAAGAGACGACAGCUGGAACACCCUUACCCAGUAUAAUAGCUCUGUACCGGAUUUCAACGAAUGUUCAAACUCCAUAGACCUGCUCAAUCAAGCUAUUAGCUCCAUCCAGCAACAGAUGCUGCAGCUUUCCCUUCAGCAAGAUCUUCUAAUGAAGCAGAGUGUUGUCUCACCACCAGACGAGGCACAAACAGAGAAAAGCACAGACUCUGGGAUAGAUCCCAACACACCCCAAACAGCCUCCUCUACCUCAGACUCACGAUCCUUUGCAGUUCACUUUGUAGAUAUUGGCGGCAGCACUUCGAUGCCUUUCCGCCGUCCCCCCAAACUCAGUUCCAGCCAGCGCAGCAAAGCGGCAGAACGCAAACAAAAUAAAGCAAAUAACAAGUCUGCCCUAACCAAAUCCACCAAACCAUUGCCAGGUAGUGACACUUCUUCAAGAGAAUGCAAUGAUGGAGAACUGGAGACAGCUGGAGUUCAGAGGGUUCAGAGGAACUCUUCCUUCAGAGUCCAUGAAAGCAACGGGGACGGAAAUAUGGACUCAUCAGACAAACUGAAUUCGCAAGACCCACCAGUUAUUACCAAGACGUCUGGAUCUGCAUCACAGGAUGCAGAGCAAGUGGAAGAACAAACCCCCAACUACAACAAACAGAAUGUGGACGACGAUGAGAGCGGCAGGAUCAGGAGUCAGCUGAUCGAGAUCGACCUGUCACUCAAGGAUCUAGUGGAGGAUGGUGGUGUAGACAUCUCAGACGGCACAGCAGACGGAGAGCAAAAAGGAGUGCUGGGCUUCUUCUUUAAGGACGAUGAGAAGGCAGAGGAUGAAAUGGCAAAACGCCGUGCUGCCUUCCUCCUCAAACAGCAGCGCAAAGCUGAGGAGGCGAGACUCCGGAAACAGCAGCAAGAAGCAGAGAGCGAGAUCAAACGUGACGAGGCACGGCGUAAGGCGGAGGAGGAGCGUAUUCGCAAGGAGGAGGAGAAGGCCCGGCGAGAGCUUAUUAAACAGGAGUAUCUGCGGCGGAAACAGGAAGCCCUUAUGGAAGAGCAGGGUCUGGUCAAGCCCCGCACCAAGACCAAACCCCGCGGGAACAGACCCAAAUCAAUGCACCGGGGAUAUUCCAGCAGCCUUCCUAAAGGAUCCACCACACGUGAUUCUCUGAAGGUGUCUAUGUUAAUGAAAAACCAGAGUUCAGGAGCAGCCAGCAGGGGAGCUGAUUUAAGCUUCAGCCAUCGUGGAUCAACACUUUCCCUAGCAAUGGAUGCAGACAGUGUUAUCUCUGGCGGGGCAGACUCAAACAGGGCUCCAUCUGUGUGCUCUGUGGAUUCGCUCCCCAUGUUGAGCAGAGCUUCCAGCAGGAACAUGGAUCGGGACUGGGAGAACGGCUCCAUAGCCUCAUCCAUCACUUCAGUGGAGUACAAUGGUCCUAAGCUCUUCAAGGAGCCUAGCUCAAAAUCCAACAAGCCAAUCAUCAUCAAUGCCAUCGCCCAUUGCUGCCUGGCUGGAAAAGUUAAUGAGGUCCAGAAAAAUAUCACCCUUGAGGAGUUGGAAAAGUGUGACUCCAACCACCUGUUCAUCCUCUUCCGCGACGGCGGGUGUCAGUUCCGCGCCAUUUACAUGUACUCACCAGACACCGAGGUGAUCCUCAAGUACACGGGCAUUGGGCCGCGUGCCAUCACUCCAAAGAUGAUCGACAAACUGUACAAGUACAACUCAGACCGCAAGCAGUUCACCGUGAUCCCUGCCAAGACUGUGUCCGUUAGCGUGGACGCUCUGACCAUCCACAAUCACCUGUGGCAGAUCAAGAGACCAGGGAGCGCUCGCAGAAAAUGAGCGGGACUUUCAUACUUUACUGUCUGUGUUUAAUAAGCUACAGUUGGGCAAGACCCAAACAUCUUGGAGAAGACUGACGAGAUUAGAGAGAGAGCUGGAUGGUCUGUGGCAGUGUGAAUACCAACUCACCAACUCACCGUACUCGCUGUUUUCAUUUUAUUACCUGGUUCUUAUGCAUGUCACACUUCGAUAAUUUAAUUUCAUCAUAACCUGAAGUCACCAAGUCUUAUCCCGCUGAAUCUCCUCCCAGAAGCAAACUUGCCACCGACACAAAGUGCAGCUUACAGCAGGCUGUGAUGAACCGAGGCAAGUCAUCAAAGGUUGCUGGCUCAGCUUCGCAUAAAAAAAGCAAAAUAAAAAAAUCUACGGAGA
This is a messenger RNA of Gambusia affinis (western mosquitofish), 5456 nucleotides long. RefSeq names its product calmodulin regulated spectrin-associated protein 1a (gene camsap1a). Lineage: Eukaryota; Metazoa; Chordata; Actinopteri; Cyprinodontiformes; Poeciliidae. Gene Ontology annotation, cellular component: microtubule minus-end. Bases 456 to 5084 code for a protein of 1542 amino acids. Gene Ontology annotation, molecular function: spectrin binding; microtubule minus-end binding; calmodulin binding. The record is from RefSeq and is a predicted model, not a curated record. Gene Ontology annotation, biological process: negative regulation of microtubule depolymerization; cytoplasmic microtubule organization; neuron projection development. The transcript has 21 exons.